GGCAGAACUAAUGUUUAGAGGUGUUUUCUUCUAUAUAUAGAGGUGUUUUGGCAUCAGAAAGAUUCAUUCUUUUAGUAUGGGGUCUAUUGGUCUCCUGGUUGUUUUUUGUUUGGGGAUGGCACUUGGGUCUUCAGCCUAUCAAAGACCGAUGAAAGUACAAGAGGAUAGGAGAAUUUUGCAAAACCUGAAUGUUGUAGCUCAAAUGUAUCUUGCAUCGUCUCAGCAAAUACAACUGGAUCAGGAAACCGUAGAUCGCCAAAUAGCCCAACAAGAGCUGGCACUACAGAUGGCCGCUAAACAGUUGGUCGAAAUUCAGCAAAAGUUGGUGGAAACCCAACGGCGACUAUCGGGUUGUCAACCGCAGGAGAAAACCAGCUUUGGAGCAGCUCCUGGUUUCGAUAUAAUGCCACCAUUUUCUGGAUGACCACCAGAGGCGACCCAACAGAAAUGAGAAGGUUUUUAUUAUUGGAUCCACUUAUCUAGCCCUGAAAAUAAAGCAAUUUUUUCCUUUUCGUUAU
Drosophila miranda is the source of this 518-nucleotide messenger RNA. RefSeq lists its product as uncharacterized. Bases 77 to 424 code for a protein of 115 amino acids. The record is from RefSeq and is a predicted model, not a curated record. The transcript has 2 exons. Lineage: Eukaryota; Metazoa; Arthropoda; Insecta; Diptera; Drosophilidae.